AUGGCAAUGACCAUCCCACCCGAGGCCGCGAACCUCCCCGACGGAUGGACACUCACGCCCGUCCCGGUGGGCCCGGAUACCCCAUUCUCGGCCCACGGGAAGCACGAAGAGUUCUCGCACGCCACGUGGUACAUCAUGGGCCCCUGCCGCCAGACCCGGUGCGUGGGCACGAUGGUCCAGUACCUGAUCCCGCAGGUCCUGCGGCUGCCCGGCGAGAGCUGGGAGGCGGAGUGCCUGGGGAUGCUGGUCUGGUUCGGGCUGCCGGCCGUGCACUGGACCUUCCAGACGACGAAGCCCGCGUACGGCGUCGUGCGCGCGGGGACCGAGACGCAGCUGUACCGUGAGGUGGUCGGGGAGGUGCCGGCGCUGCGCCCGCCCGUCCAGGAUGCCACCUUCCCCAAGGGCGAGCCCCCGCGCACGAUCUACCGCUACGAGUUCCGGGGCCGCAAGACCUUGGACUGGAUCGCGGACGAACCGCUCAUCGCGCAGUGGACCCGGAUGGUCGAGAACGACCCCUCCUUUACGCCGGACCUCGGGUCGCUGAUCAGUUGCGCCAUCGAGCCGCCGCAGAAGGAGCCUCCGCGCCUCCCGGAGUUCAAGCCCGUCAAUUUGCUUUCCGGGAUAGAUCACGUCCGAUGUUUGGCGAUUGCCGAGGCCAUUGAUGCGGCGUACAAGACUGCGGGGGCAAAGGCUGCUGAUGCUGCUGCUGGUGCUGCUGGUGCUGCUGGUGUUGAUGUCAGUAGUGCUGAUGGGGCUGAUACCAAGGGUACCAAUAAGCCUUGA
This is a messenger RNA of Aspergillus japonicus CBS 114.51, 783 nucleotides long. RefSeq lists its product as uncharacterized. The coding region runs from base 1 to 783 and encodes 260 amino acids. Lineage: Eukaryota; Fungi; Ascomycota; Eurotiomycetes; Eurotiales; Aspergillaceae. The transcript has a single exon. The record is from RefSeq and is a predicted model, not a curated record.